GAACCUCUCACCCUAACAGCAGAGGUUUUCCGUUGGUGGGGGUGUUCUGGGGGCCGAUUCACUUUUUUUUUUUUUCCAAAGAGAGAGGGUGACGCUUCUCCGUUCACUGGGAAUGUACUGACUGAGGGUCCAACUCUCAGCCCUCCAGCUGGACCCUACUGCUGCUCUGCUCACUGCGUGGGGUUUAAACCAAGACACAAACACACCUGACAGCUGAGCUCUUCCUGGCUGCUCUUUCACUGACCAGUCUUACAAAAAAAACCAUGAGGAUCUUUCUGCUGCUUUGCCUGCUGGCACUCGGCAACGCCAAACCCUACCAGCCAAUCAACGUCAUGGAUUUCAUGAAAAACUACGACAUCAUGAUGGCUGAUGAUUCAGAUGAUGAUGAUGAUGAUGAUGACGAUGCUGAUGACGACGAUUAUGAUGAUGAGAACUGUCCAGCUGGCUGCCAUUGCUCACCUAGAGUGGUGCAGUGCUCUGAUCAGGGGCAGAUCUCUGUUCCUGAGAAGAUUCCUGAAGACACUGUGAUCUUAGAUCUCCAAAAUAAUGACAUCACUGAGAUCAAGGAGGAUGACUUUAAAGGCCUCCACAAGCUUUAUGGCCUGUUUCUGAUCAACAACAAGAUCUCAAAGAUACACCCCAAGGCCUUCCGAGACAUGUUCCAUCUCCGGCUGCUGUAUCUCUCCUACAACCUGCUGACUGAGAUCCCUGCAAACCUGCCUCCCAAUAUCGUUGAGCUCCGCUUCCAUGAAAAUAAUAUCAAUAGAAUCCAGAAGGAUGCAUUUAAAGGCCUGAGGAAACUCCAUGUGCUGGAGCUGGGAGCCAAUCCUCUAGCUAACACUGGGAUUGAGCUGGGAGCAUUUAACGGUUUGUCAACUCUGUACGUCGGUAUAGCAGAGGCCAAACUGACCGCUGUACCAAAAGACCUCCCAUCCUCCAUCACAGAGCUGAGCCUGGAUUAUAACAAAAUUUCUAAGGUGGAAGUAGAGGACUUCAUCAGAUAUAAAAAUUUGCAGAGACUAGGACUUGGUUUUAACCAGAUCAAGUUUGUAGAAAAUGGCAGCCUUGCCAGGAUCCCAAACGUCCGUGAGAUCCACCUGGACAACAACCGACUGAGAAAGAUCCCACCAGGCCUCAGCUCCCUGCGCUACCUCCAGGUGAUUUUCCUCCAUGGCAACAAAAUCAGCAAUGUGGGCGUCAACGAUUUCUGUCCCAUCAGACCCAGUAUCAAGAAGAAUCUGUACACAGGCAUUAGUCUGUUUGCCAAUCCUGUAAAAUACUGGGACAUCCAGCCAGCCACAUUUCGCUGUGUGACCGGACGAAGAGGUGUUCAACUUGGAAACUUCAGAAAGUAGAAGUAGGGACAACACUUUCUAGACAGCUCAGAAACGGAGAACUGGCAAUAUUCUUGUUAAAGCAUAAAGAAGCAGUCCAAAAUAAUUUGGACAGAUAAAAAGAUGAAACUGCAUUACUUAAGGGUAAAAAAAAAAAAGUCAUUCUAUAGAUGUAUAUUAAAAACUGUAAUACAUGUUGAAUGCUGGUACAUGUGAUAACAUGAACAGCUGAUCAUUAUAAUGAAAUUCAGCCCUGCCUGCCUCUGUGAGAUGCUCUCAUUAAGGUGAUCCUUACCUAAUGUCACUCAACUUUUGCUGUGUAAACUGUCCUGGAAUAAAGCGCCUCCUUCUGGUCACUUUUUGAGUAAACCACCCAUUGACUUGAAAUGUAGCAUUACAUGCAGAUGCCUUUUUAGCCAAAGAGAUCCUUUUUAGUUUCAAAAUAAGACCACUUUAAUAAAAUACAGUAGAAGAAUUUCUAAGUUUAAGUGGUCUUUGUAACACUUCAACAACAAACAAAAUAGACAUUUCUUCUUUUUUGUAAUUUCCGUACCUCUUAUAUUAACAUCUUUUUUAAAGUUGAAACAUUGUAAUUAUCACAGAAGAGUCACAGUAGACAGAGAUGUGACCUAACAGGAGUUUAAAAACCUUUUCCACCCAGCUGGUGUCUGUACAGUCAAUGAAUGAUAGUGGCAUUAUUCAGUGCAGUAAGUCACUUUGAAGCCUAAUGUCUGUCUUAAUUUGGAUGUUUUAUGUUAUCUCACUGCAUGUCUGUAUUGUUCUUAUAUAGAAGUUGAAAGGUACUUGUCAGACUGGAUUAUACAUUGUCCUUGAUGUAAACCCAAAACGUCAUUGUUUUAAUCAACUAUAGCAACCAAUUGAACGACAGUUAUCAAUGAGAUUAUAGGCAGGUAAUACAACUCCCAAUCUGAAAACAUGUAAUAAACAUGUUCCUGUUUCCUCCAGUGAUCUCUCCUCUGAAAUGGUGCUAUAUUUAUUGACUAUGUCUUUAAUAAAAAGUGGAAAACC
Molecule: messenger RNA, 2363 nt
Organism: Scatophagus argus
Lineage: Eukaryota; Metazoa; Chordata; Actinopteri; Scatophagidae
Gene: aspn
Product: asporin (LRR class 1)
Exons: 8
Coding region: 264-1355 (363 amino acids)
Molecular function (GO): protein binding
Source: RefSeq, a predicted model, not a curated record